CACCUCACAGGAUUUUGACACGUUACGUUUUCGGUUUCCGUUACCUAUUCGAAACUUACGAUUGUACUAUAGCUAGACUACACCCAUUCGAUUCGGCUCGGUUUGAUUCACUUCCCCAUCUCAGUUAUAUCAAAUUGUCAGACAGCGAAGCGCGAGCUACUUCCCUUUACUAUCCAUAUCCCUAUCCCUAUCAUAAUGAUAGGACAAGAAGUAAUACAUUCCCCCCCUAUUUACCCCUCAAACAAUAUCAUGCCUGCGUCUGCGUCUGCGUAUACUAUCCUUUCAAGCAAAGAUAAUCCUUGCUUAUUCCUUUGCGCUUUCACCGAUCAUGCGCGUCCGGCUGCAAUCCUCCGAUCCUACUCUAUAGGCAGGGCCCACGUGUUCCCAACCGACCGCCCUCAACAAGCACCUAUUUCCCAAUGCGGAAGGGUCUACCCUGCGGCACUCAUAAUAACGCAAUCAGCAGCUCCGCUCCAAUUUUGCAAUACCAUAGGACAAAAUACCCGGGGCUUUCCGCUUUACAAAUAUGGCAUCCUCAGCAGACGAGACGAGACGAUGGGGGCUUCGCGAUUCUGCCUAGAAAUUUUUGUUGAUAUGCAUGCAUUUAGGCGCCGAGGCGGAUCUGAGAGCGGCGAGACUGGAACCGGAACCCGAGUCUCGGGUUGAUGGAAGAUACGGCGUACGGAUAUGUAUGCACGAUGCGGGAGAAAGAAGGGAGGGGCUUAUGUCAGAUGUACGGACGGCAUCGGCAGCGUGUCGGGGUUCGGCGGCAUGCGCCCGUUCCGUGGAUAUGGAUGGGGCUGGGAAGGAGCGUAUACCUAUCCGCAUGGAGGAGUUUUCUCUAAUUAAUAAAAAGAGUUCGUCCGGAAAAAUGCGUGC
Molecule: messenger RNA, 879 nt
Organism: Trematosphaeria pertusa
Lineage: Eukaryota; Fungi; Ascomycota; Dothideomycetes; Pleosporales; Trematosphaeriaceae
Exons: 1
Coding region: 196-666 (156 amino acids)
Source: RefSeq, a predicted model, not a curated record